Misgurnus anguillicaudatus (oriental weatherfish) is the source of this 2225-nucleotide messenger RNA. RefSeq names its product pregnancy up-regulated nonubiquitous CaM kinase (gene pnck). Lineage: Eukaryota; Metazoa; Chordata; Actinopteri; Cypriniformes; Cobitidae. Gene Ontology annotation, molecular function: ATP binding; protein kinase activity. Gene Ontology annotation, biological process: protein phosphorylation. The record is from RefSeq and is a predicted model, not a curated record.
UUUGUGUAAGAAUAGAGGAGAUAGCUGUAUAUCUGUUUUUAUCAUGAUUAAAGCUUUAUAUUUAGGUAUUUAAGUCAGUAUUAGUAGCUUGACCACCUCUUUCUCUCUAUAUUCUUAUCGUUUUUUUUUAAUCUCCCUCAUCACCCUGCUCUUUCUCUCUUUUAUGUGCAUGUUUGCUUGUCCUUGUUCCUCUACUCUUUCAGAAGUCAUUACUCCUCUCUGAAGCAUGUGGGCGUCCAAGGCCAUCCGUGUAAAAUGAAUGUGAUGUGAGCAGAGAGACUAUUGGGAGUUUGCUGAUGUGAACAUCAGCAGCAGAAGAUUUUCAGCUCUUCACAGGCAGGUAAUUGUUAUAAUCAGCUUUCACUUACCCUGCGUCAGAAUGCCUCUAUUGAAAGACCCUCGGAGAAAAUCAGAUGACAUCAAUGCUGUUUAUGAGCUCAAAGAGAAACUGGGAGAGGGCUCAUUUUCGGAGGUUCGAGUAGCUCAGCACAGAUGCACAAACAAGCUCGUAGCUGUCAAGUGCAUCCGCAAGAGAGCGCUGAAGGGAAAAGAGUCCAUGCUGGAGAAUGAGAUUGCUGUAUUACGCAGAAUCAACCAUGAAAAUAUCGUUUCUUUGGAGGAAACCUUUGAGACCCCUACAAAACUCUAUCUGAUAAUGACACUUUUGACAGGUGGAGAGCUGUUGGACAGGAUUCUGGAGAGAGGCAGUUACACAGAGAAAGACACCAGUCGGGUCAUAUUUCAGGUGCUAAACGCAGUGAAGUAUCUCCACCAGCUGGGCAUCGUGCAUCGGGAUCUAAAGCCAGAAAACUUGUUGUAUGAGACUCCAUUAGAAGACUCCAAAAUUGUUAUCAGUGACUUUGGUUUGUCUAAAAUGGAAGAUCAAGGAGCUCUAUCCACUGCCUGUGGGACACCUGCAUAUGUCGCUCCUGAACUUCUCCAGCAGAAGACAUACAGUAAAGAGGUGGACCUGUGGGCCAUCGGGGUGAUAACAUUCAUACUGUUGUGUGGCUAUCCUCCGUUCUACGAUGAUAAUGACACACAACUCUACAAGCUGAUCAUAAAGGCUGAAUACGACUUUGAUUCACCAUAUUGGGAUGACAUUUCAGAUUCAGCAAAAGACUUCAUACUUCACUUACUGCAGAAAGAUCCAGUGAAGAGGUUCGAUAGUGACCAGGCCUUGAAGCAUCCUUGGAUAUCAGGAGGUGCGGCUUUAGACAAGAACAUCCAUGGUUCGGUGUCAGCACAGAUCCAGAAGAACUUUGCUAAGAGUCAAUGGAGGAGAGCCUUUAAUGCCACAAUCAUUGUGCGCCAUUUAACCAAAAAAACCCACCCUGAGGAUGAUGAAGGAGAUAAAUCCACAGGGGCCAUCUGACCAUCAAGUUGGGAGAUCUCUCAUCAUUUCCUCAUUCUUAUGAUUCAAACCCAUACAACUUGGUCCUUAUUAGCACUACUCUUAAAAAUAAAGGAAGUGAAUUAGCCAUUACAAAAACAAAAAAAUUAACGAUUUGGGUAAUCACCAAUAAAAAAUAUAAUUAAAGGGGUAGUUCACCCAAAAAUGUCUUAGUCUAAACCUAUAUGAGUUUCUUUAUUCUGUUAAACACAAAAGAAAAUAUUUGGAUAGAUUAUGGUUCCCAGUUGACAGCACCCAUUGACUUCCAUAGUAGGAAAAACGAAUACUAUGGGAGUCAAUGCUGUCAACUGCAUGCUUACCAUCAUUUAUCAAAAUAUCUUCUUUUGUGUUCAAAAGAAGUUAAAACCAACAUGAUGGUGAAACAAAAUGUAAAUUUUUGGGUGAACUAUCUUUUUAAGCAUGACAUGUUUGUGGAACAUAAUGAAAUGUAAAUUCUCACAAGACAGGAUUUAUAUAAAACAUACGUGAGCUUUAAAUGAAAUGUUGUCUGUAAGCUGCUGCUGUUUCUCUGGACUGAGCUGUCGCUAUAGAAAUCUCGCUCCAUCACAGCUCCCCAUGUGCUUGUAUUUGACACAUAACUGCAUGCUGCUAUUUGACAGAACAGAAUAUUUAGCCAUGUAGUGUCAAGUGCUGUCACCGUGGGUUUAUCAGUGCCUCUACAGGGACAAAUAUCAUACAGCAUGAAAAAACGUAUAAAUACAGUAAAUAAGUAGUCGCUGUUUCUUGUAUCUCUGGAUUUCACUGUGGAAUAGUCAUUUAUUGUCAUAUGUACGAGUAUCGUGUACAACGCACAAUAAAAACCUUUCUUAUA